Molecule: messenger RNA, 2460 nt
Organism: Cryptomeria japonica (Japanese cedar)
Lineage: Eukaryota; Viridiplantae; Streptophyta; Pinopsida; Cupressales; Cupressaceae
Exons: 15
Coding region: 310-1914 (534 amino acids)
Biological process (GO): regulation of cell shape; folic acid-containing compound biosynthetic process; cell division
Cellular component (GO): cytoplasm
Molecular function (GO): ATP binding; tetrahydrofolylpolyglutamate synthase activity; UDP-N-acetylmuramoylalanine-D-glutamate ligase activity
Source: RefSeq, a predicted model, not a curated record
CCCCUCUUAUCUUCUCUAUUUUAGCUGAAGUAACCACAGAGAAUUGACACGAAGGCAUUAGGUCUCUGGUUAAAAUCUUUCAUUUCUUUUAUUUAUCCAAAUUAGGACACUUUGAACCUUAUGUUCGUCUCCCCAACUUUAAUCAAUAGGAAAAAAACAAACAAACACGAAUGGAAUUUGUGUUCCAAGAUUAUCUGUCCAAAGUGGAAUGGUCUUCAGUGUCCAGAAAAAGACACGGAAGAAAUUUUUCACGACACCUCCGGUUUUUAACUUCCUCAAAAUUAAGUGUAGCAACAUAUAUCUUUAGCCAUGCUCGGUCUUCACAGUGUCCAGACGGGUCAUAUCAGGACAUUGACGUCAGAUGUAGGAUGGAGAUCUGCUCCUUUACACAAUCUAAAGGUGGAAACUACUAAUAAAAAAUCGCACUUGGUUGAAGCUGUUUCAUUGGAUAGAACUCACCUUGAGAAGGAUGACCUCAAGGGGAAAACUGUAACGGUUUUGGGCCUUGGAGUUUCAGGUAGGGCAGCAACACGGCUUGCUCUUGCAAGGGGUGCAACUGUUGUGGCUGUUGAUAGUAAUGAAAGUAUGAUCCCUUUGGAGCAUGAUCCAUUAUUUGGAGGGUGGCAUUUUACAAAUCUGAGGACAGAACUUGGGCAAUGCAAUAUACAGUAUCUGAGCAAUUCUGACAGGAUUGUUGUCUCUCCUGGGGUUUCUCUUGAGAAGUACAACCUUACUGCUUUGAUGCAAUCAGGAGUGCAGGUUAUGUCUGAGUUGGAUUUUGCAGCUGAAUCAAUUCCAACCACUGUUAAAGUUGUUGCUGUGACUGGAACAAAUGGAAAAUCUACGGUCGCUACAUUUACUGGGCAGAUUCUUCGUCAUGCUGGAAUUGAAGCAUUUGUUGGGGGGAAUCUUGGCAAGCCUCUUUCAGAUGCUGCUUUCCAAUGUUUAUCAUCAUCAAAAACAGAACCAGAACUUACGGCUGCAGUGGUUGAGGUGAGCAGUUACCAGAUGGAGAUUCCUAACAGGCAUUUUAAACCAUCGGUAGCUGUAGUUUUGAAUCUUACUCCUGAUCAUUUGGAGAGGCACAAGACAAUGCAGAACUAUGCAAUGAUGAAGUGCCGCCUUUUCUCACAUAUGGAUCCUAGCCAUCUUGCAGUGAUUCCAAGCGGGGAUCAGCUGCUAGAGGAAGCUGCUUAUUGUUGUGGAAGUCAAGGUACACGAGCGUGGAUUGGAGACCUCCCUGGUGUUAAGCUGGACGGUGAGGCAGCACAAGCCACAAUACUUGUUCCAACUUUGGGGAUUAUGUCACAGAUAUAUCUAGGUAACUUGAAGACAAUAGGUAUGCACAAUGCAUAUAAUGCAGGCACAGCUGCACUUCUUGCCCUCGGGUUGGAUCUUGGAGUUGACUUUGAAGCUGUUAAUCAUGCAAUGGAAGUUUUGGAGCCACCUCCUCAUCGAAUGCAAGUUGUGACCAAGGAUGAUCAAGGGGUCCUUUGGGUGGAUGAUAGUAAGGCAACAAAUGUGGAAGCAACAUAUGCAGGUCUUGAGGGACUAAGGGGCCAGCCUUCAGUUGUCCUUCUUGGAGGGAUAGCUAAGGUGCUUAAUAAAGAGGGCCACAUUGGUUUUGAACGCUUAGUGGAUUGCUUAAAAUAUCACAAAGCUGUGAUCACUUUUGGAGCUUCAGGGAAGAAAAUUAAACAAACUCUUGAUGGUGCUGGAAUUUCAAUUCCCUGUGUGGAAGUUACAAGCAUGAGGGAUGCUGUAAGCACAGCAAAAUUUUUUGCAAAACAUGGAGAUGCCAUCUUGUUGAGUCCAGGGUGUGCCAGUUUUGAUGAAUUUGAAAAUUUUGAGCAUAGAGGAAAAGUAUUUCAAGAGCUGGCAACUUCUUUUUUGGGAUCUCAACAGGAGCAUUGAAACAAUGGGCAUAUAAUAAUGUUCAUGGAGAUAAUGAGGGAAGCUUUCAACCAUAAGUUUAAGAGUGAAGAAUUGAAGGAAAGACUUACGAAAAAAAGUGCAAGAGGAUUAUAUUGAAAUGGGAUUGGCUCUAGAGCGAGGGUUGGAAGAGCUAGAGAAGAGAGGGUUUAUAUACCAAGAAGGAAACCUCAAUUGCAUGGAUGUGUUUUUUGCCCCAUCUAUUCCAUGGUUUACCCCCACUAAAGAGCUAUUCAGAUUCAAUUUACUUGAGAGAGAGAAGUGUCCAUGCUUGCACAAAUGGAUUCAAAGUUUGCUCACAAAUGAAUUGGUGAAGUUGACACUUCAAGAUGGUGGUAAAUUGAUAUAGUAUGUCAAAACCAUGUGGUGUUAGGUGCAUCAAUUCAAAUAUCUUUAUAUGAUAAUGUAACUCCUUCCACUGUGUUUCUUAUCCGUCGGCAUUAGUCUAUCUAAAAUCCAUUCUCGGCCAUAGAUCUAUCUAUUCUCAUCAAUACACAAUUUUUAUGCUAGGUCCUCUUAGUAUUUGAU